Messenger RNA from Panicum virgatum (switchgrass), 5298 nucleotides. Its product is annotated as protein DWARF 53-like. Lineage: Eukaryota; Viridiplantae; Streptophyta; Magnoliopsida; Poales; Poaceae. The transcript is spliced from 3 exons. The coding region runs from base 223 to 3630 and encodes 1135 amino acids. The record is from RefSeq and is a predicted model, not a curated record. Gene Ontology annotation, molecular function: ATP binding; ATP hydrolysis activity.
UGCUCUCUCACUCAUCACGAGCCAAUUCAAUUAUUGUUUCCUUUCUUCAGCUGCAGACCUGCUUGCUUGGCCGCCGCCUGCCUCUGCCUGCCUCGGGACCUUUUGCGCAGACGCCCUCCGCCUUCCCGUUAUUUCUCAUUUCACUCCUCCCACAUUUACACUCGGCCCCCAUGCUCGGUCAAAUCUAAUCCCAACCAGGCCCAGGCCCAGGCCCAGGCAGCCAUGCCGACGCCGGUGCCCGCCGCGCGCCAGUGCCUCUCCCCCGCCGCCGUCGGCGCCCUCGACGCCGCCGUCGCCUCCGCGCGCCGCAGAGCCCACGCCCAGACCACCUCCCUCCACCUCAUCUCCUCCCUCCUCGCCCCCACCGCCGCGCCGCUGCUCCGCGACGCCCUCGCCCGAGCCCGCAGCGCCGCCUACUCCCCGCGCCUCCAGCUCAAGGCGCUCGAGCGCUGCUUCGCCGUCUCCCUCGACCGCCUCCCCUCCACCUCCUCCUCCUCCCAAAAUCAAAAUGAUCCUGCCGCCUUGGAGCCCCCCGUCGCUAACUCCCUCAUGGCCGCCAUCAAGCGCUCCCAGGCCAACCAGCGCCGCAACCCGGACACCUUCCACUUCUACCACCAGGCCCCAACAACCCCCAACGCCGUCAAGGUCGACCUCUCCCACCUCGUCCUCGCCAUCCUCGACGACCCCCUCGUCAGCCGCGUCUUCGCCGACGCCGGAUUCCGGAGCGGCGACAUCAAGCUCGCCAUCCUCCGCCCCACGCCGCCCGUGCCGCUGCUCGGCCGCCUCCCCGCGCGCGCCCGCCCGCCGCCGCUCUUCCUCUGCAGCUUCGCCUCCGCAGACGAUGCCCAGGUCCCCUCGCCCGCGCCCGCCCUCGCAGGCGCCGCCCCGGGAGAGAACAACCACCUCCGCAUCACCGAGAUCCUCUCCCGCGGACGCAACCCCAUGCUCGUCGGCGUCGGGGCCGCAUCCGCCGCCGACGACUUCGCCAGGACGUCGCCCUACCGCAUCCUCCCCGUCGGCCCCACCUCCGUCAAUCAAAUGGACCUCGCCGUUGCGGCACCCGAUUCCGGCCUCAUCCUGAGCAUCGGUGACCUCAAGGACCUCGUCCCCGACGAGGCUGACCUGCAGCUGCUGGAGAGGGGCCGCCGGGUCGUCUCCGAGGUCACCCGCCUGCUCGAGACGCACAGAGCGGGGCAAACACUCUGGGUCAUGGGCUGGUCGGCCACCUACGAGACAUACCUCGCCUUCCUCUCCAAGUUCCCUCUCGUCGACAAGGAUUGGGAGCUCCAGCUGCUGCCAGUCACCGUCAGGCGCGACGCCGGCCCUGCAGCAGCCGGAGCCAUGCCUCCUGCCACCACUGCCACUACCUUGCCCAAGCCUGCAACAACAAGCAGCAUGAUGGAGUCGUUUGUUCCUUUUGGAGGUUUUAUGUGCGAUGCCUAUGAAGCAAAUAGUCUCACAGCAAAUUCAUGCCCUCAGGCCCUGCGAUGUCAACAGUGCAACGACAGAUAUGAGCAAGAAGUUGCAACUAUCAUUAGAGGAAGUGGCAUUACAGCUGAAUCUCACCAGGAAGAUCUACAUUCUCUGCUGCAGAAUGGCAUCAUGAUGGAUCCCAACAGUGGAUUUGAUGCAGUCAAGGUUAGAGAUGAUCAGAUGGUAUUGAAUACAAAAAUACUGAAUCUACAGAAGAAGUGGAAUGAGGAUUGCCUGCGGCUCCACAAAGGUUGCCAGAGGAUCAACAGAGAUCCCCAGUGGUUUCCACAUUACAUUGGUGUUCCAGAUGACAGAGAAAGAGGACCAAAUCCAAGCCAAGGUUCAGAGGCAGUUUUACCUCAAAGGGAGGUUAUUAAACCUUCGGUGCUGUCUGCUUCACAUAUCAAUACAACUGCAAAGAGUAUUUCAUCGCCAUCUAUUUCCAACCAAAGGAAUGCAGACCUUGUAUUGAACCUUCAAGUCAGGCAAUCAAAGAGUGAUGAACCCCUUAAUGAUAGGGCUGUGCAAUCCCAACUUUCAUCCAAUUGUAACAACCGUGAAGAUCAUGUGUCACCAUCAUCUUCUGCACCUGUGGCAACUGAUUUGGUUUUGGGUACCCCUCGUGGAUCUUCUUCCAAGGAUUCAAGUAAUGCCCUGGGUAAACAUGUAGAGGAUGCCGAUGGGUCAAUACAGCUGAUGCCCAAGAAGGUUGGUGAUUUGAAUAUAAAGCCUCCCCAGUUCUCUGUGCAGCCUUACUCUCGCUCCAGGAGUUCCUCAAAGUGGGGUCAAACAUCACCUAGUGCUCUGCAUUCAGCAGUUUCAGUAGGCACUUCUGCCUUUGGCCAAUGGCAGAGGCCUUCACCCCAUGCAGCACAAAGUUUUGAUUUGAGCAAUUACAAGCUACUCGUGGAACACUUGUUUAAAGCAGUUGGGAGGCAGGAGGAAGCCUUGAGUGCCAUUGGCGCAUCCAUUGUGCGGUGCCGAUCGAUGGAGAGGCGCCGUGGUGCAAACAUGAAGAAUGACAUAUGGUUUAGUUUCCAUGGCCCUGACAGCAUUGCCAAACGGAGAGUUGGUUUGGCACUUGCAGAGCUGGUGCACGGUAGCUCAGAGAACCUGAUUUAUCUGGACCUUAGCCUCCAGGACUGGGGCAACUCCAAUUUCAGAGCAAAGCGUGCCACAGACUGUAUCUUUGAGGAGUUAAGAAAGAAGCCACGAUCAGUUAUAUUCCUUGAUAAUAUCGACAAAGCUGACUGCCUUGUUCAGGAGAGCCUGACUCAUGCCAUUGAGACUGGCAGGUACAAAGACUUGCAUGGGGGGAGGGUGGCUGAUCUUAAUGACUCGAUUGUAGUUUUGUCUACAAGAAUGGUUCAAGGAUGCAAAGAUGCUUCUUUUGGAAUGGAAGAGGGCCAUUCUUUCUCGGAAGAAAAGGUUCUUGCAGCUCGUGGACAUCAACUGAAGAUCAUAGUUGAGGCAGGCACAACGAACAUCGGUGGAGGCCCUGGAGGUAAAGUGGUAGUUUCCUCCAGGCACUCCUUAAGCAACAUUCAAGCAUCUCUGUACUCCAAUUCUUUUAGUAAGAGGAAGCUCAACAUAUCUGAUGAUGGCGGAGGAAAGCUAGAAGAACCGCCGAGCACAUGUAAGCGACUGCAUAGAACAUCAAGCAUUCCAUUUGACUUGAACCUCCCUGUCGACGAGGCCGAAGCCGAAGCCGAUAAUGGUGAUGACGACAGCAGCAGCAGCAGCAGCCAUGAUUACUCGUCUGGCAACCCAGAUGGAUCUGUUGACAACCUGUUGCGUUCAGUUGAUGAGUCAAUCAAUUUCAAACCGAUUGACUUUGGCAAACUCUGCGAGGAAUUGCUUGAGGAGUUUAUCAAUACCAUGAGCAGUGUUGUGGGUUCUGGGUGCAGGUUAGAGAUAGAUGUUGGGGCCAUGGAACAAAUGUUGGCAGCAGCAGCAUGGGCAUCAGAUUCAGAGGAGAAGCGGCCUGUGCGGACAUGGGUGGAGGAGGUGUUUGCCAGGAGCCUUGAGCAGCUGAAGGUCAAGUGUAAGGAUGUGAGCGGGUCUACUCUGAGACUCGUCACGUGCGAGGACACGCUUGUGAAAGAUGAAGGUUUUGGACGUCUACUUCCCUCAAGAAUCAUCACCAUAGAUGGAUGAUGAUGAUGAUGAUGUGUCUGUAUAGGGAUGGUUUAUUUGCAUUAUUGGUAGCUGUAAGUAUUGGCGGCCGUCAUAGUAAAUACUACUAGUAUAGCGGUAUUGAUAGUACAGCAUGACGCCAUCAUUAGUUUUGGUCGCUGAAUAAGCAAAGAGCAGUGUGAUUGCAAAGAUACCUGCUGUCAAGUGGGGCACCAGAUCUUGUAGGCUGGAAACCUGAAGUCUGGAACUGAAAGCUGGAGGUUGCUGGAUUACUUAAAAGAGCAUUCAUGGUGAAUUUGGAUUGGUAGAACACAGACAAUCCCAAUUUGUCAUUCUGCUGCAAGCUUAGUGAGAUACCAUAUGUUGUCUCCAGCCCUGUAAUAUAUGAUCCUAAAGGCUGUACUGGUUAAUGUGUAUGGUUGAUUACGUAUGAUCACAGCAAAGCUUUAUCAUCAUGAAAUCAUGAUUAGUGUAGUCAGUCCAAGAAGGAUGCAUCACGGAAGGUUAGUUUAUUAUCUUUUUCUUGAUUGAGCAAUUAUUGCAUUGGGAUGAUCUGGAAGAUGGGAUUGAAUACAACGAGUACGUAGUUAAAUUUCUGUGUCUUCACAUUGGUGUGCUUUUAUAUCUGCGGUUCAUUCCAGACAUUUGAUGUUUGUGACUUUGUGAGAAGUAGCAGAAGUGAUUUGUUGGUGACUUCUUGGAAUUCUAUACUCUGUACUUUUCAGUUCUGCUCCUGGCCUUUAAUCCGAGUACCAAUUAGUGUUGGUGGAAUGCGGAUGAUUGAUCAAUGUUGCGUUGAUGGUGAUUGGUGUUAUGCUUAUGUGUAUUAACUAGUAUAAGCUGUGUGUUUGCAGCAUAUGCGUACUAAGCUGUGCUUGUGGUAGCUUCUUUUUAAGUUGUUCCUAAGGGUUCAUGAUAUGUUAGAUAAUUCCAUUUACCUGUGUUAACUGAUCAGGGAAUGAAAUCACCACAACUGAUGGUAUUUGUCUUAGUUAUACAUAAAUGGUGGCACUUCUUUUGUUUGAAUGAUGAGCUGUUAUAUUAGUGCUACUUGUCAGAGUGUUUCUUUGGAUGGACAGUUGGGUGAUAUGCCAGCUCACAAUCUUUUGUGGAUGAAGUAUGCAAUAGUUCUGGUGCCUCAUCAUUACAGCUUCCUUCCAUGUGAUGCUUGUAUACUAAGUACAUACUUUGUUUUUGUAGUUGAUUAUCUUAACCUAACAUGUUCCAUGCCUUUGAUGAUGAUACUUGCGGAAGAACUUUACCUUGUGACAAUUAACUAAUACUAUAUUGAUUAUUAAACAUUGAAAGGAGGGUGGAGGCCUUGAUGAUGGACUAAGGUCAGGCCAAAAACUAUUUGGUUCGGGGGAUCAUCGUACUGCAGAGGUGUAGACGGCAUUGUGGCAAAAGGGCACAAGAAGAUUUUGCGCAUGUCUCUUUAGGUUCAUAUUGGUUCAUGAAAAGAUGACAAAUGAUAGCUUGUGUCCCUGGUGAUGCCUUAGAAAGGUUAACUUGUCUCCAAAUUGUCUGUGCCUCUGUAUGCCUACAAAGCACUUGGCAGCUAGAGAGAAUAACGUUUGUCAUUUCUGGUAUGUGAUGAGAAGCUAAAACGGGAUGAUAUGUAGGGCUCUCCCUUCUGUUAGUAUUGUUUAUUGUUUUCAGGAAGAACGCUGAAUAAAGUCUUGAGAAUCA